AUGGAGAGCUCAGAUGUCUUAAGCUCGGAAGAGUAUAAAUCUAGCGAUACGCCAUAUCUACCUCAUCUCGUCAUUCAGUUGAUCCAAUGCCAACAGUGCUCCCGCCCCUUGCGAAGUCCGCUCCGCCUACCAUGCGGGAAUUCGGUGUGUCGGGAAUGUUUACCCGCCUUUCGGCCGCGGACUGGUAUUACUUACCCCGUGACUGAGGGGAGGGACCAGGAAUUUACAUGUUUUUGGAAAGGAAACAAGGCGUGUGCUGGGGAGCAUUGUGUUGGAGAUUGUGGCGCUGAUGUGCUGCUUGGAAAGCUGGUUGGUCUUUUUGGAGAGAUACUGGGGUCAGAGGCAAACAACUUGCCUCAAGAUUGGUCUCAGGAUGACGGACUAGUACUGCGGUGGAAAACCGAGAGGCAGAAUCAAAACGGAAGUGAACAGUUGCAGCGGCAUGGGUUGCUCGGAGGGAUCUAUAACCUGGCACUGGAAGGCCGGCUCCCGUCUGACGCAUGUGAGGUUAUCUAUGGAGAUUCUACAACCCCAGCCGAAAUAAUAGAAGCGCAGGAUAUUAUUCACUUCCAGACACUGCGAGACAGUCUCCGCGCUGAGUUAGACUGUCAGGUUUGCUAUUCACUCGUUCUGGAUCCGAUGACCACGCCCUGUGGCCACACUUUCUGCCGAAAAUGUGUCUCGCGGGUCUUGGACCAUACCGAUCUGUGUCCCAUUUGUCGCCGGAAGCUAGGCAUGCCGAACGAUCUACAGUCGGAGCCCAUAAAUCAGGCUGUGGCUCAGCUCAUCGACUUCUUUUUCCCCGACCAGAUCUCAAUCAGGCGGGAGACCAGUGCCCAGGAUGAGAUAGGCCCGGAUUACGAGAAGAACUUGCCACUUUUUGUAUGCACUCUAGCAUUCCCGACAAUGCCGACUUUCCUCCAUAUCUUUGAGCCCAGAUACCGACUUAUGAUUCGGCGAGUUCUUGCAAGUGGAAAUGGGAAGUUCGGCAUGGUCAUGUACAACCGGCAAGGGCGGGUGCAGAUAGGUCGGCUGGGUGACGCACCCUUUAUGCCACACGGAACGCUUUUGAAGAUCGAGCGAUUUGAGCUGCUUCCAGAUGGCCGCAGUCUUGUGGUGGCUACAGGUGUGUCGCGGUUCAAGAUCAUUGAUUCGGGAAUGCUAGAUGGCUAUUAUGUUGCCAAAACAGAGCGUGUAGAUGAUAUUUCGCUCGCAGAAGAGGAGAGGCUUGAGUCGAUCGAGACCUCAACACAUGGUGUAAAUGCUCUGCUAGAAGAGAAUGGAUCCGGUCCUCCUUUGGGCUCAAUGCCAACUCAACAGCUACUCCUUUCGGCACAAGAGUUCAUCAACAAUCAGCGCAGAGCUGGGGCCCCUUGGUUGCACCCGCGCGUCAUGCUAGCAUAUGGGCCCGUCCCCACAGACGCAGCCCGCUUCCCAUGGUGGUUUGCAAGCAUUUUGCCCAUAUCCGAAGAAGAGAAAUAUCCCAUAAUCGCCGCUACAAGUGUUCGAGCGAGACUGAAGAUCUCGGCAAAAUGGGCGAGACAACUCGAAGCUCGAGACUGCUCGCAAAUAUCUAAUGAAGGUGAUCAAACGCGCGACAUUGGCCAGCAACAGCAGAAAGAUGAAGUGUAUGUCCAUCAAGGAUUUGUGAUUGGUGCAUUCCUAGUGAUCUUCCUCGCUCAGGUUGGGUUUAACUUUCUGUAUGCCGUUCGAACCGGAAGACGCAGACGACGGUUUCUGGAAAUGCAGUUUCCACAACCCCUGCCACAGCGGCAUCAGGAACAAGACCCUGGCUUGAAUAGAGAGCCUGAGAACAAUACGAGUACCGCAGAGGAAAGUGCACAAGAUGAUGGGGAGGCACGCCCCGUCACAGGAAACGCUCCUGGUGUUGGAUAG
Molecule: messenger RNA, 1896 nt
Organism: Penicillium vulpinum
Lineage: Eukaryota; Fungi; Ascomycota; Eurotiomycetes; Eurotiales; Aspergillaceae
Exons: 2
Coding region: 1-1896 (631 amino acids)
Source: RefSeq, a predicted model, not a curated record